Penicillium verhagenii is the source of this 198-nucleotide messenger RNA. RefSeq lists its product as uncharacterized. The transcript has a single exon. The coding region runs from base 1 to 198 and encodes 65 amino acids. Lineage: Eukaryota; Fungi; Ascomycota; Eurotiomycetes; Eurotiales; Aspergillaceae. The record is from RefSeq and is a predicted model, not a curated record.
AUGGAUGCACCACUGACCCUCUCGCCCACUGGCGUUCCCGGUCCUACCGUCUCAUCUCCCAUCACCCUGGACAUUGUUCGUUGCUCCCGCUGUCAACAAUCCCUCAGCGUAGGGACCCAGUCCAGCGGGGCCGUUCAAUUCGGCAUGAAUUCCUACUACUGCAACCGAUGCGCAUCCAAGGUUGGAUUUGUUCGGUGA